Cladophialophora immunda is the source of this 1128-nucleotide messenger RNA. RefSeq lists its product as uncharacterized. Gene Ontology annotation, molecular function: oxidoreductase activity, acting on the CH-OH group of donors, NAD or NADP as acceptor. The transcript has 6 exons. Bases 1 to 1128 code for a protein of 375 amino acids. NCBI's taxonomy places the organism in Eukaryota, Fungi, Ascomycota, Eurotiomycetes, Chaetothyriales, Herpotrichiellaceae. The record is from RefSeq and is a predicted model, not a curated record.
AUGCCGUUCACAGUCUUUGGGAACCCGCAGUGUCAAUAUAAGAAACAACAGCAUCCGAACGUUGAUUUUCCGCAGCUGCAAGACACGGUCGUCGACUCUGCAACCAUAACUACCCCAGCAUCUGAAUCCACCAGUGCCGCCUUCAGACAAACAACAUGCGCCAACGGAUACAUUGCGUCGCAUGUAGUAGAUGUCCUUCUAGAAGAGGGGUACAAUGUUCGUGGCACCGUUCGCGCUGAGAAACCUUGGUUGAACGAGUACUUCGACGACAAAUACGGCCAAGGCAGGUUUGAGACUGUCAUCGUACAAAGGAUGGAGGACGAAUCUUCCUUUGACGCGGCUGUCAAGGGAGUCUCAGGCGUCGUGCAUAUCGCUUCCGAUCUCUCUGUCAGCCCCGACCCAAACCUCGUGAUCCCAAAAGUGGUGGCGGGAUCCCUCAAUCUGAUGGAAGCUGCCGCUACUCAGCCAUUGAUCAAAAGUGUCGUCCUUACAUCUUCCUGCGCGGCCUCCUAUGUCAUUGGAUCAAGCAGCAAGACCGUCAUUGACCGAGACACCUGGAAUGACGCGGCAGUCAAUGCUGCUUGGAGCGAUGAUACACCACAAGAGGCUAGAGGGUUUCAGGUCUAUGCUGCCUCCAAGGUAGAAGGAGAGCGACAGGCAUGGAAAUGGGUCGAGAAGAAUAAGCCGAGAUUUGCGUUUAACACCGUUCUUCCUCCAUUCAACGUUGGACCGAUCCUCUCCCCCGAGAUUGGCGGAAGCACAAUGGGGUUCAUUCGACAACUCCUCAAGGGAGACGACUUCGUAACCAAACUACUGCCUCCUCAAUGGUACAUCAACGUUCGAGACGACGCGCGAGUCCACGUCGCGGCUCUCCUGGACCCAACCGUCCAAUCUCAGCGGCUGUUCCCGUUUGCAGCGCCCUUCAACUGGACCGACAUGAUUGAUCUUCUUCGAAGGCUGCGCCCAGACAACGACAAUACUCCUGCUCCUCCACCAAAUGAAGGACAAGACACUAUGGAGAUCAAGCCGCGUGAUCAGGCCGAAGACCUGAUCAAGUCAUUCUUUGGGGUGCCUGGCUACACAGGCCUCGAGGAAAGCGUUAUGGCUGGUCUUGAAGGCUUGGCGUGA